UCUUAUACUGCUUGUUUCGUCUUAUUGUUUCCUUGAAUUAAUCAGUUGUUGAUGAAUUCGGUAAAGUUUUAGCGAUUGGUUGAUCAAACACACAAGAAGAAUAGUGAGUGUUAUACGAUUUUCUUUUUAAUUGCGGAAUGUCUUUUGGUGAGACUAAAACUGUAACUCCAACUGAACCGAGUACGGAAGCUGCAAGAAGGAGACGCAUGGAAAUUCAUCAGUUUCGAUUUGUUGCCAGCGAUAUGGCGGUGGCUCCACCGACUAGUAUGGAGAAUGGAGGAAGGAAGAGACAGAAAUUGGAGAAAACUGUGUCGGUAAAAAGCUAUGAUAGUAAAGAGAAGAAGCGAUUCAAGUUGGAAAGAAUUGUUUCCCUGCCACUAUCGCUGCCGUGCACAAGUGAAAUUGAGAUGGGUGAAAAGAAGGUAGCAGAGAAUAAAGAAACCGAAACGAACGCUUUGGAUUUGACGGAAUCUGCUUCUAUAUCGUUGAAUAUUGAACGCCAGGGAGUAUCCGACUGUCCAAAAUUCGGGAUGACAUCUGUAUGUGGAAGGAGAAGAGAUAUGGAAGAUACGGUGUCGAUCUAUCCGUCGUUUCUUCAGGAUAAACAUGAAAAGUCCAGCAACUUACAUUUCUUCGGUCUCUACGACGGCCACGGCUGCUCUCAUGCGGCGAUGAAAUGUAAAGAUAGAAUGCAUGACAUAGUGAAGAACGAGGUUGAGAGCGCAGGGGAAGCUACAUGGAAAGAGAUGAUGAGUCAGAGCUUCUCAAAAAUGGACAAAGAAGUCGUUGAAUAUUCGAAAGGAGCUGGAGGCACACAGACUGUGGAUUGUAGAUGCGAACUUCAGACGCCGCAGUGCGAUGCUGUUGGAUCCACUGCUGUUGUGGCCGUCCUAACUCCAAACAAAAUCGUCGUGUCCAACUGCGGUGAUUCUCGCGCUGUGCUCUGCAGAAACGGUGUCCCAAUUCCUCUGUCCACUGACCACAAGCCUGAUCGACCCGAUGAACUCAAUCGGAUUGAAGAAGCUGGCGGUCGUGUAAUCUAUUGGGAUGGUGCAAGAGUUCUUGGAGUCUUGGCUAUGUCUCGAGCAAUCGGUGACAGUUACUUAAAACCAUAUGUUACAUCCGAACCGGAGGUGACCAUAACGGAGAGAACAGUAGAAGAUGAGUGUUUGAUAUUAGCGAGCGACGGGCUAUGGGAUGUUGUCUCAAACGAGACAGCAUGUGGUGUAGCUCGCAUGUGCUUGCGAUCUGGGAAGAACUCCGACCAGGCUUGCACUGAUGCGUCAAUCCUCUUGACAAGGCUGGCUUUGGCUCGGCACAGUUCGGAUAAUGUUAGCGUUGUCGUCGUUGAUUUGAAAAGGGGUCUAUAAGGGAUU
Solanum verrucosum is the source of this 1376-nucleotide messenger RNA. RefSeq names its product protein phosphatase 2C 37-like. Gene Ontology annotation, biological process: protein dephosphorylation. Bases 138 to 1370 code for a protein of 410 amino acids. The record is from RefSeq and is a predicted model, not a curated record. Gene Ontology annotation, molecular function: cation binding; protein serine/threonine phosphatase activity. The transcript is spliced from 4 exons. Gene Ontology annotation, cellular component: cytosol; nucleus. NCBI's taxonomy places the organism in Eukaryota, Viridiplantae, Streptophyta, Magnoliopsida, Solanales, Solanaceae.